This is a messenger RNA of Octopus bimaculoides (California two-spot octopus), 1175 nucleotides long. RefSeq names its product N-acetyltransferase 9-like protein. Lineage: Eukaryota; Metazoa; Mollusca; Cephalopoda; Octopoda; Octopodidae. Gene Ontology annotation, molecular function: N-acetyltransferase activity. The record is from RefSeq and is a predicted model, not a curated record.
CACUACAACAUGCUUCGUUUUAAUCAUGCUCACCAAAACGAAAACAAUAAAUCUACUUUUUUAAAGGAAAAACUACUGUGUCUGUGACUACAAGUAUCUGCAAUAAUUUUAUCUCAAACUUCAAAUACUGAAGUUUUAAUAUAAUAUGACUGUCCAGAGGUGGAAUACUUUUCAAUGGGUACAUAGUUUACAUAGAUACCGAAUUUAUCAACAUGCUUAUUAACUGUAACACGAAAAUCAUCUCCGAUCGUAUAAUUUUGGUACCGUACGAAGCUGCUCAUGUACCAAAGUAUAACUGCUGGAUGCAAUCUGAUGAGCUGUUAAGCUUAACUGCUUCAGAGAGACUUACUUUGGAAGAAGAAUACGAGAACCAAAUCAGCUGGCGGCAAGAUGAAAAAAAAUGUACCUUCAUUAUACUGGAUCAUGAGAUGUACAAGAAUAGUGGUGAUGAAAUAGAAUCAAUGAUUGGAGAUAUAAAUUUAUUUUUUAAUGAUCCUUCUUUGGAAGAUACUGCUGAAAUUGAAGUUAUGAUAGCAGAAAUUUCUUCUAGAAGAAAGGGAUUUGGAAAACAAGCUGUAAUCUUGAUGAUGGUAUAUGGAGUCGAAAUUCUGAAAAUAACUAAGUUCACAGCUAAAAUCGGAAUGAGCAACUCUAUAAGCCUGGGUUUAUUCCUCAAAAUAGGCUUUAUUGAGGAAUCUCGCAGCAGUGCGUUUCAAGAAAUAACUCUCUCUUUACCUGUAACAGAUAAAGUGCUUCAGUAUUUGAGGCAAGAAUCCCAAUCACUUGGAAUGAGAAUUAAUCUCUCAUCAUAAAUAUUGUGACUGUCAGAGAAAACUUUCCUCACAAAAAAAACUUCAGUUGCUAGUUGAAGCCAUUUCACUUCAUUUAUAUCAAAAAUGCUUUUAAGAAAGGCAUAAAAAUCACAUAUUCUCAUUUCUCUAUCUUUAUAUGUCUGAGGCCUUGUACCUAUGUAAGAAAUCAAUUCAUCUAUAAUUGUUGCCACUGUGUGUGAGUUGAGUCUCACAAUAUUUCCAAUGACUUUUUUAUGAAGAUUAAGUUUUGCUAAUGAAAUUUCUGGUUUAUUUUCCAUUCUACACAUAACAUCUUACUAUUACUUUUCUAAAGGAAAUAAUAUAGAAAUAAAUAAAACAUAAAAGGAGAAAUGUAAUAUUGCA